Molecule: messenger RNA, 1729 nt
Organism: Eleginops maclovinus (Patagonian blennie)
Lineage: Eukaryota; Metazoa; Chordata; Actinopteri; Perciformes; Eleginopidae
Gene: h3f3c
Product: H3 histone, family 3C
Exons: 4
Coding region: 156-566 (136 amino acids)
Cellular component (GO): nucleus; nucleosome
Molecular function (GO): protein heterodimerization activity; DNA binding; structural constituent of chromatin
Source: RefSeq, a predicted model, not a curated record
CAUUGUGGGAGACAGAUGAUUGACACGGCCGCCAUUUUGCCCCGCUUCCAUUGUGUGAGAGAUAGUAAAUAUCUGAAGCUGCCAGACAGUCACAACUCACUUCUGUCGUUGCGAAGAAAAAGCGUUAAAAUCACACUUGGUGAUACUCAGAAGAAAUGGCUCGUACCAAGCAGACUGCUCGUAAGUCCACCGGAGGAAAGGCUCCUCGUAAGCAGCUGGCUACGAAGGCUGCCCGCAAGAGCGCCCCCUCCACCGGUGGUGUCAAGAAGCCCCAUCGUUACAGGCCCGGUACCGUGGCUCUCAGAGAAAUUCGUCGGUACCAGAAGUCCACUGAGCUGCUGAUCCGUAAGCUGCCCUUCCAGCGCCUGGUGAGGGAGAUCGCUCAGGACUUCAAGACCGACCUGCGUUUCCAGAGCGCUGCCAUUGGAGCCCUGCAGGAGGCCAGUGAGGCGUACCUGGUGGGUCUGUUUGAGGACACCAACCUGUGCGCCAUCCACGCCAAGCGGGUCACCAUCAUGCCCAAAGACAUCCAGCUGGCACGCCGCAUCCGUGGGGAGCGCGCUUAGACGGCCUCCCUAUCGUCUGUUCUGGUUUUCUCUACCUGUCCCCGCCCUCACUCCCUUCAUCUCACCCUACCUCUACCCCUCGAUUGCUCCCUCCCUCUCCCACUUUCCCUCUCUCAGUAGACUUUGGUGUAAUCCUGAUUAUGAACUGAUAGAAAUUUGUUGAAGUCUGGUCUCUGGUUUUUUUGUCUUCACCAAAUGCUUUUUAGGGUACCUUUUAGUGCAUGUUAGAGGUUCUUCCGAUCAGACGCACAUGUGCACACAUACACUGACGUUGGGUAGCCCACCCUUCAGCUCCAGUGGAUUCUUCCAGGGUGGGGGCUGGGGGGGUGUGGUUACAGUGGCAAACACAGCUGAUGCAGAGGGAUGGGGCCAAGGGGCUAGUCUGCUUAAGGGGAGCUGCAACUUCCACAGCAGGGUGCUAUUAAAGCUAGUCCUGAGGCCCCCCCCCCACCUACCCGAAUACCUGUCCCCCUCACCCAGUCCAUCCCUCUACACCCUAACCCCCCGUUGCUCUGCAGCUGUACUUUUUCUAACCCCCCCCUCACCAUCAUGAUGGCUGUGUUUGUGUGUAUGUGUCGCUCUGAUCUGUAAACCGCUUGUGCUCAACAAACAGAAAUCGUUUGACAAUAUUGAUUAUCGUUGUGGAUAUGGUGUCUAUUUUUUUUACGCAUUUAAAUCAUGGAUAAGCAUCUCUUUUCGUACCACUUCCGAAAUCAUCAAAUAAUGGGGGGGAAAAAACUAAUAAUUUUUACCGUGAUCUGAUUUGCAUAAUAAUAUCAGUAAGGGCUCCUCUGUUCUCCAAUGCAACUAUUCUGAUGGCAGCCACAGGGGGGCGACGCUCCACCGUGCCCUCCUCUACUCAAUGCUCUCUGUAGAUCAGGCCUCACAUUCUCUCUCUCCACACACAGGCUUCAGCUGGCAGUAUGAAUUGACAUUAUAGUGAACAUUUCACUCUGCAUGUUUAUGGUCUUUGUCUCUCUGUAGAUCUGAACAUAUAAUCUGUCCCUUUCUCAAAAUUUGUGAUACACAAUAUAACCUCAUAUUUGUUUUCUUUUAUAUUUUUCUUAUUCCUGGAGAUUUUAAAAAAUAUAAAUAAGCUGAUCUUUGUAUUUUCCAAAUUUCUCAUAUUAUGGUGGUAAUAAAUAGGUGUUAAAACAAAACAA